This is a messenger RNA of Equus quagga, 3654 nucleotides long. It is a transcript of the gene ACBD5, whose product is annotated as acyl-CoA binding domain containing 5. Gene Ontology annotation, biological process: fatty acid metabolic process; autophagy of peroxisome. Bases 139 to 1710 code for a protein of 523 amino acids. Gene Ontology annotation, molecular function: fatty-acyl-CoA binding. The transcript has 13 exons. Gene Ontology annotation, cellular component: peroxisome. The record is from RefSeq and is a predicted model, not a curated record. NCBI's taxonomy places the organism in Eukaryota, Metazoa, Chordata, Mammalia, Perissodactyla, Equidae.
GCGUGGCUGUGGGGAGGGCGCGGACCGACAGACCGACCCCGCCGGGAUGGGGGGUGUGGCUGCUCCGCCAGGGUCCUACGGGUGGGUGAGCGGCUCCGCGACCACCGGUGGCGGGAGCCCCUUCGCCUUCUGCUAGAGAUGCUCUUCCUCUCGUUUCAUGCAGGCUCCUGGGAAAGCUGGUGCUGCUGCUGCCUGAUUCCAGCCGACACACCUGGGGACCGGGGCCGGCGCUGGCGGCUGGAGAUGGCGGACACGAGAUCCGUGCAUGAAACCAGGUUUGAGGCGGCGGUGAAGGUGAUCCAGAGUUUGCCGAAAAAUGGUUCGUUUCAGCCAACGCAUGAAAUGAUGCUCAAGUUCUACAGCUUCUAUAAGCAGGCGACUGAAGGACCCUGCACACUUUCGAGGCCUGGAUUCUGGGACCCGGUUGGAAGAUAUAAAUGGGAUGCUUGGAGUGCAUUGGGGGAUAUGACCAAAGAGGAAGCCAUGAUUGCAUAUGUUGAAGAAAUGAAAAAGAUUCUUGAAACUAUGCCCAUGACUGAGAAAGUUGAAGAAUUGCUACAAGUUAUAGGUCCAUUUUAUGAAAUUGUAGAGGACAAAAAGAGUGGCAGAAGUUCUGAUUUAACCUCAGAUCUUGGUAAUGUUCUAACUUCUACUCCAAAUGCCAAAACUAUUAAUGGUAAAGCUGAAAGCAGUGAUAGUGGAGCUGAGUCUGAGGAAGAAGAGGCCCAAGAAGAAGUAAAAGGAGCAGAACAAAGUGAUAAUGAUAAGAAAAUGAUGAAGAAAUCCUCAGACCAUAAGAAUUUGGAAAUUGUCGUCACUAACGGCUAUGAGAAAGACAACCUUGUUCAGGACGUACAGAAUGAUAUUCAUGCCCCUUCUUCCCUGAACGGCAGAAGCGCUGAAGAAGUGCAACCUGUAGAUCCAAACUUGGAGCCAACGGGGGAAACCACUGUCUGCGUUCAUCAAGAUAUAAACGAUGAGCACAUUGAAGAUGUUUCAGGGAUUCAGCAUUUGACGAGUGAUUCAGACAGUGAGGUUUACUGUGAUUCGAUGGAGCAAUUUGGACAAGAAGAGUCUUUAGAUAGCAUUACAUCAAACAAUGGACCAUUUCGGUAUUACUUGGGUGGUGAUCCCAAUCAUCCCUUGGAAAAUUCUGGUUUUCCGGAAGCUGUUCAAAUAUCUCCUGGAAAUGGCAACGUUGGGGAUGUGCAGGUGGCAGCAGUCGAAGGAAAAGGUGAAGUAAAGCAUGGAGGAGAAGAUGGCGGAAGUAACACUGGGGCACCACACCGUGAGAAACGGGGUGGAGAAAAUGAAGAAUUCUCUAAUGUCAGAAGAGGGAGAGGGCAUAGGAUGCAACAUUUGAGCGAAGGAGCCAAGGGUCGGCAAGUGGGAAGUGGAGGUGAUGGAGAGCGCUGGGGUUCAGACAGAGGGUCAAGAGGCACCCUCAAUGAGCAGAUCGCUCUCGUGCUCAUGCGACUGCAGGAGGACAUGCAGAAUGUCCUUCAGAGACUUCAUAAACUGGAAACACUGACGGCUUCGCAAGCAAAAUCUUCAACAUUACAAACUAGGAAACAGCCCCCUUCACAGAGACCAUCUUGGUGGCCCUUUGAGAUGUCUCCGGGUACACUGGCUUUUGCUAUCAUCUGGCCGUUCAUUGCCCAGUGGUUGGUGCAUCUCUAUUAUCAAAGAAGAAGAAGAAAACUGAACUGAAGAAAUGGUGUUUUACUCAAGAAGACUUCUGGGCCUGAUGACCUCGGAAUGGAAUGGAUUGUGGAGCUCACGAGAAAAUCUUAGUUUGUGAUGAUUACACUUCUUUCUGUUGUCUAGUAGUUUGGUUUGUGUACAUAUAUACAUAUAUAUAUUUUGCACUACACAAAUGAUAACAUUUUAAGGACUAAUAUUGUUAAUACUUGAAUAAUCAAUCUCAACUAGGUUAUAAAUGGCAUACAUAGAUUUACCCUUGAACUCGAAGGACAUUAAAUUAUUAAUUAUUGUUUGGUAACCUGUUUACCUGAUUAUCUCCCAUAGAGAAAUAUAAGCAGCUUUUCCAAGCUACUGUUGUAAUAAUGAGAUCAGAUUUAUAACCGGGUAUUUUUAAUUUUCUAAAUUAAAUAUGAGCAAGAAUGCAAACCAGGAGUGAAUUUCAAAUGAGGUUAAAUGGACUUUAUAUCUUAGUCACUGCAUUGCCAUGCCAAGGAGUAGAAGACUGCGGGAAGAAAAGUCUCCACGUGCUCUUGGUGGGCGGUCCGUGAUCUUGGACACGCACAGCGCAGAUGUACUGUUCAGGCAUCUUCGUUACAAAGCAGAGUCCUGUGUACUAGGCUUAGUUUUUACAGGUGAUUCACAGAAUAGACAUAACCUGCUGAUGGAAAUGAUGACACAUGGGCUUAAAGUAGGUUUGAAAUGUAUUCUGAGCCUGCAGAUCAUUAAUAAGAUUUUUAUUCAGUCAUAUCCAUUUAUUCCUUUGUAAUCAUUUCUCUUUAACUGAGGAUAUCUUGUUUCUGCUUCAUAGGGUGCUUUGAAAUAUAAAAUGAAAACUUAUUUAUACUGUUUUUACAAACGGCAAAAAGGAAACACAUGAAAAUCACUUUUCUGCAACUGGUAAACUACACAGCCUGGACUCUUAACCUCUUAGUGCCUCAGUUUCUCCUUCGGUGUAUAAUAUCUGAGAUGAAGCUGUUUCACAGGGGGAUUGGAAGGGUUUGCAAGCCAGCAGGCCAUAUGCUUCUGUAUGAAGAGGGCAUCCCCAGCUAAUGUCAGUGUGUGUCUCUCUGCCCCACCUCCUGUGUUUAGAUGAAGACGACGACUGUAAUUUAGAUCCUUGAAGGCUUCGUUUGGGAUUAUUCUUCCUGUAUAUCUUCCAAAACUCCCUGCUUAUUUAGAUGUACCUUGUACUUUAAAGAUUUUUCUGAUUCAAAGGCUUAGUAGCAAAUAAUUUUUAAGCAUUCUUGGUAUGUAUGAUGUUGGGUUUAGCAUCAUGUGUUCAGAGUUUUCAAGAAGAGAGAAGGUAAUCUAUUCCUAGUAUAGAGCAUGGAUCUUUCUUUGGCUGAAGAACAAAGUGUAAGAAUACAAUUGGCUUUUCCCAAGACUCUUUUUUCUGUAUUUUUUUCCUUUCAUGUAACGUGAUGUUUUUUAUUUUUUAAUCCCAUCUUGAUUAAAAUCUGUCUGUCUAAAGGGAUCUACUAAUAUUUGCUUUUAAAAAACUGUCCUCUAUUUAUUUAGGAAAAAAAUGAAGCAAGUAACUGAAUUAUUCGUAAAAGUAAAGUUUAGACCUGUGGAUCAGGGAUUAUUUUCAAAAAUUAGAUAUCACUCUGGUAUCAGGAAAUGGUGGCUUUUCUCUUAGGACGUAAAUAAAAUGCAAAUUAAGAAUGUAAGCAUUUAUUAUUCAUUACAAGCAGUCGGGGUUAACUAAUUCCUGGGAAUAACCAUUUGUAUCCUGUUCCAAAGUCUUAUUUUAUAGUUUGAAAAGCACUUUGCACACCGUUCUUGUAUAUAGAAGUAAAGAUGUAAUUAUAAGAUAUAGUGUUAAUGCUUUGUUUAAUAAGAACCUCAUUUAAAAUUUUAAAUUGACAGCAAUGGUAUUUUUUUAAUGAUCUACUUCUUUUCUGUUUCUUUGUUGUAAAACUAAGUUAAAAAUAAAAGGUUAAUGAGAAA